Schistosoma turkestanicum is the source of this 2183-nucleotide messenger RNA. The record is from the annotation of a GenBank genome assembly. NCBI's taxonomy places the organism in Eukaryota, Metazoa, Platyhelminthes, Trematoda, Strigeidida, Schistosomatidae.
AGAAUUGAGCGCAGGAAAAUCAUGUGGUUUACGCUAGUUAUUGAGAAAGAUAUUGGAAGCUACGUUCUGUUAAGCUAUGCUAUCUUCUAGGCCAUAUAUAUGCAGCGGAUAUUCAAUCCUUUAUGAAUAAUAUCUUUCCGCGGUAUCUCUCUUGUUUGUUUUCAAAGAUAAGUUCUAAACGUUUGGAAAAAGCGAUAUUCACAAAUCUUUCAUAUAACAAGUCUACUAAUUUGAAACUGAAUAUGAACAGUAGUGGUCUUGCACCUGCACUAGGCACAUUCGGAAGUGAUCAAAAUGCUACUGACUAUACUGAUCAUGUCAGUUUUAAGAGAUUAAAUAUGUUUCAAUCCGAUUUCGACAAGUACGAUUGGCUGAUGCAUCUUUAUGAUACUAAUAAAACAAUGUUUUUCCGAUUGGUCGCUAAACACGUGGAUGUUAUUAUGCCUCUGAUAUACACUCCAACAGUUGGUCUAGCGUGCGAAAAUCUUGGUUUGGUGUACAACAGUGGCAGAGGUCUAUUCAUCACUAUCAAAGAUAAAGGAAAUAUUGUUUCAGUUUUGAAGAAUUGGCCACACAAAGAUAUACGAGCAAUAUGUGUUACUGAUGGUGAACGUAUUCUCGGUUUAGGUGAUCAAGGUGCUUUUGGUAUGGGUAUACCAGUUGGUAAAUUAGCAUUGUAUACAGCACUAGCUGGUAUACCUCCACAUUAUUUACUUCCAAUCUGUUUAGAUGUUGGAACAAAUAAUGAAAAACAUUUAAAUGAUGCAACAUAUUUUGGUUUGAAACAAAAACGUGUUACAGGUGAUGAAUAUGAUGAGUUUAUUGAUGAGUUUAUGAAAGCAUGUAUUAAUGUAUUUGGUCAACAUGUUCUAAUACAAUUUGAAGAUUUUGCUAAUCAGAAUGCAUUUCGUUUAUUACAAAAAUAUUCUGCGCACUAUUGUACAUUCAAUGAUGAUAUACAAGGUACAGCAUCUGUUGUCUUAGCUGCAUUGUUAGCAUCAUUAAAAUUAACUGGUCGAAAAUUAAUCAAUGAGAAAUUGGUGUGUUAUGGUGCAGGUGAAGCAAAUCUUGGUUUUGUACAACUUGUUUGUUUAGCAUUAAUAAAACAAUAUGGUUUGUCAAUGGAACAAGCCCGUGAAAAUAUUUAUCUUAUUGAUAGUAAAGGUUUAAUAGUCGCAAAUCGUAAAGCUGGCGGUUUAACUAAGCAUAAGCUACAAUUUGCUCGUCCUAUUGGUACACCAGAAUUAACAUGUUUAACAGAGAUUAUUAAAUAUGCCAAGUGUACAACAUUAAUUGGGGCUGCUGCAAUCCCGAAAGUAUUUGAUAAGAAAGUUUUAAAUCUGAUGGCUGAAUUAAAUGAAAUACCAGUGAUCAUGGCGCUGAGUAAUCCAACAACGAAAGCUGAAUGUACAGCUGAAGAAGCUUAUAUACAUACACAUGGUCGAUGUGUAUUCACUAGUGGAAGUCCAUUUGAGCCGAUUACUAUAACACCAGAACAAUGUGAAACAUUGAAAGAACCAAUUAUACGUCAUCCAGGUCAAUCAAAUAAUUCUUAUAUUUUUCCAAGUAUUGCAUUGGCAAUAAUUAGUGGACAGAUUUAUCCUGUGACUGAUGAAGAUUUUUUAAUUGCUGCUGAAACUCUGGCAAAUUUAGUCUCCGAUAAAGAUUAUUCCAUUGGACGUUUAUUCCCUCCACUAACUGAUAUUAAACAUGUCACAGUGAAAAUAGCUAUGGAAAUAGUUAAGAAUGCAGCUAAACAAAAACGGUCCGCCAUAUUCAAUUCAAAUUCAAUAGUGAAUAAUGAUUCAACAAUUAUGGAAUACAUAUCGAAUUAUUCAAAUUAUCCGCCAAUGAAUUGAAUUCAAUCUUCAAUUUUUAUUAUAAAUUGUAUUUUUAUUUAUUAGAAAAUGAACUAAGCAAUCAUUGUUUUUUCAAAUUUUUUUUUAUUGUAUGAUUGUUACAAUUUUUGUUUGUUAUUUGUUUUACUGAAUUAAUCAACUGGGUAGUUAUAAUUAAACGGUAUGAACUUUGGUCAUGUUAGUUUACUAUGAAGAUAAUUUGCAGACUGGUAGUCGAAGUAGUAGAGACAAUGAUGAUAAGAAACUUUUGAAUGAUUCAAAGAGAAUGUAACUCGUGACGAACAAAUAAAUUCAUGGAAUAUAAUAUAUAAAAGUAUUUGGAGA